Dujonia railenensis is the source of this 2892-nucleotide messenger RNA. Lineage: Eukaryota; Fungi; Ascomycota; Pichiomycetes; Serinales; Debaryomycetaceae. The record is from the annotation of a GenBank genome assembly.
AUGAGCUACGAAAUUUACGGGGAGGAUGGAGCAAUACAUAAACAUGACUCGCCGUCUCAACAAAUACCAAUUGUAUCGUCCUCGAAAAAGCCGAGAUCAACCAAAUUGCACUCCACAAAUAAUAGAUCAAAGAAUGGCUCAUCUGACCACGCUCCAAUAGAGAAGUUUCCGAUUGAAUCUUCUCCCAUUCACAGAAACGCCAUGAAAGUGAUAACAAGGGAAUUCCGUGCUUUACAGCUAGAUCGUACAAUAAAUAAGCUGAAUGUUUUUGACCUUCUUGAAGUAUGUCAACAGUUAUAUGAAUCUCUGCAGCAUACAAAGGUUGCUGCAACAAUGGUUCAGAAUUAUAUCAGGGGAUACUUGAUAUUUGCGUACUUCAUAAAUAACUCCAUUAUGGCAAAGUUUGGAGGAUUUCAAAAUUUCAUGAAGAAAUCUGAAUACGACUUCUUGAUUUACAUAAAUUUGUUUAAUUUCUUUGAUUCCGAUCCAAAUUUAGAAUUGAAACAGCUAAGAUCUUACAUUGAGGAGCUCUUAGAAAAUGGUAACUAUUUAGAAUUUGAUAUGAAAAUAUUGGUUGACUGGUUGCAUAGUUAUUUGAACUAUCUAAGAGAGAAGGAUGCUUAUGAAGCGGAGAAAGACAAUGAAAGUGAUAACAUUUAUGACAUGAGCGAAUUGAAGAGGGAACUAGACAAUGAAGAAAUAGAGGAAAGACUGACUGACCACCUUGCCGAAGACUACGACGAAGAGGAGGAUGAAAUAGAAAAUCUACGUGAUGAUCGCAGUGCAUAUACUUAUGAAGGAGAUCAAAUGUCACUAAGUUCCUUUAAAGAGAAGUUCCCUGUAGUGAAGGGAAGUGCCACAGGUAGCUCAGUGAAUUCAGUUAAAGUUCCAUCGAAGAAUUUAACGCCGUCUAAUGGUGUGAAUGGAAACACUCAGACUAAUCUUAGCCGAGUACCACCUCCGUUGGAUAACAUAGUUGAUUUGGAAACCAAUAAGAAAACGUCGAGCCCUACUUAUGUAGAUCGGGUGCCUCCGUCUUCAAAUCCUUACUACUCCCAAAACUACCAAGAGUCUCCAAGCUCACGUCCAACGAUAUACAAUCAAUCAUUGAGUUAUAGCGCUAGUUCUACGCCUCACAGACCAACGUCUUCGAUUCCUUCAUUGCCUCAGUCUUUUACUCCACUGAAUUCUACAUCUUUCAAUCAUGCUGUCACACAAACGAACGGAAGUAACAAUCACAAUCUCCAGCAAACUAAUGGAAACUAUAAUCAAAAUAACAUUUACCAUGGAGCAGCAUACAAUCAACCACCAAUACCCCACCCACAAACAAUGCCCAACCUUAUGACUCGACCCUCAAUUCCUGUUCCUGACCCACAGCAGCAAUAUAAUCCUCAGUACCAGCAGAAUUAUUAUCCUCAACAGCUUCUGCAUGCUCAGCCUCAAAAUUUAUACCAACAAUCUCAGCAGCCUGUUGUUUACCAUAAUCCUCACACCUACAAUAAAGCAGACCAAGCAAAACAGGAGAAAUUAGCAUACAUGAAAGCUAAUGCUAUUUGUGGAUUGAAAAAUUUUGGUUCAUCUUGUUAUAUUAAUCUGUCUUUACAGCUAUUAUUCGCCUUAAUUCAAUUCAAGUCGAUAUUUAUAAAUCUGAGAUACCAUAAAUAUAUUAGAGAUCCUAAAUAUGUUGAACAGUUCAAUCUUAACUCAACCGAGCCCAUUUUAUUAAGUGUCGCUAUAUCAGGGUUACUCAAAUCAUUUAUUAAUCAUGGUAGCUGCGGAAUUGCACCUUCAAAGUUUUUAAGGAUUUGUGCUAAAUUAAAACCUGAUUUCAAUAUCCCAAAUGAGCAACAAGAUGCUCAAGAAUUCUUGAUGUUUUUGUUGGAAAGAUUACAUGAUGAGUUAAGUGUAAAGAACUUGAACGAAGAACUGGCGAAUUCAGUAAUAUACAAAUCCGAGGUCAAUGUAAAUACAAAGGAUAAGGAUGAUUAUUUCAAGUGGUAUAGAGCACUAAUUGACAGAGAAGGUGUAUCUCCGGUAAAUGAUUUAUUCCAGGGUCAUUUACAGAACAAACUUAUCUGUAAUGCAUGCGGAUAUGAGUCUGUAACUUAUUCACCAUUCAACACGCUCUCAUUAACAAUUCCCCAGCCAGGUAUAGGAGGAGGAGGAAACAGAGAUGGAAGCGUUGACUUGAGUGAUUGUUUGAAAUAUUUCAUAAAGGAUGAAAUCCUCACUGGUGACAAUGCAUGGAAUUGUCCCAAAUGUGCCGACAAGAGUUCUAGUUCCUCAUCUAUUCCAAGUGCAGCAAAUUCAUUAGACAAUCAUCCAGUUUUCCAACCGAAGAAGGGAAUAUUCAGUCGAAAGAAAUCUCCCGUAAGAAAAUCAAACGAAAAGGAUUCAAAUUCUGCCAUGAAGUCAGCACUAAAAAAUACAAUAUCAAUAAAAAGACUCAGUUUCGUUAAGUUACCACAAAUUCUUCUUAUCCAUUUAUCCAGAUUUUCCAUGUAUAACUUAAGUGACAAAUUGAAUACUGCAAUCAAAUAUCCAUUACAACUUAAAUUCAAUGAUCCCACUUCAACAGAGGGGGGCAAAAUUCAUUAUAAGUUAACUGGCUUAAUUAACCAUUACGGGAAUUUGAAAAGUGGACACUACACUUCAUUGGUAAAUAAGUCUACAUAUCAUCAACAACAAAGCACUGACAGUAAUGCAAUACCAAACAAUAUAGAUAACUUGAUAAGACCAUACUGGUGUUGUUUUGAUGAUGAUUUAGUUGACUCAAGCGUCAAGCACGGGAAUGUUAACCCCGAACAAGGUGCAAUCAUAGGAGAUUUGAACUCCACGGACGUUUACGUCUUGUGUUAUGAAAAAGUUCACCCAAAGCAAACAAAAAAUUAA